AUGGCAGCUUCAGAUAUUGAGCAUCACGCAGAUUACUCAAAUGCUACCUUUGAAUCAAAAGAAGAAGCGCUUGUACAUUUGAUCGAUUCUUAUAAAGCUUUGGCUAACGAGCAAGACAAUUUUAUCUGCAACCUGGCAAAUGCUUCCUCUCUUCUAUGGUAUACAUACAAAGAACUGAAGGUUAACGUGAAUUGGACCGGCUUCUAUUUUACGGAUCCUAAACGUAAAGACCAUUUAAUAUUGGGUCCUUUCCAAGGAAAAGUUGCAUGCCAAUUAAUAAAAUUUGGAAAAGGAGUUUGUGGCACGGCGGCCUCUACCAAAAAAAGCAUUGUGGUUCAGAAUGUAAAUGAAUACCCAGGCCAUAUUGCUUGUGAUGGAGAGACGAAAAGUGAAAUAGUAGUACCUAUAAUAGUAAACGGUGCGACUGUAGCUGUCAUUGACCUGGACUGCCUAGACUACAACGCUUUUGAUGAUAUAGAUCGUAAAUAUUUAGGGCAACUAGCGAAUGCAAUUGCUAGUUCAUGUGUAUUUUAA
Messenger RNA from Eremothecium sinecaudum, 534 nucleotides. Its product is annotated as L-methionine (R)-S-oxide reductase. Gene Ontology annotation, molecular function: protein binding; L-methionine (R)-S-oxide reductase activity. The transcript has a single exon. Gene Ontology annotation, cellular component: cytosol. The coding region runs from base 1 to 534 and encodes 177 amino acids. The record is from RefSeq and is a predicted model, not a curated record. NCBI's taxonomy places the organism in Eukaryota, Fungi, Ascomycota, Saccharomycetes, Saccharomycetales, Saccharomycetaceae.